Messenger RNA from Austrofundulus limnaeus, 279 nucleotides. RefSeq names its product LYR motif-containing protein 9. The record is from RefSeq and is a predicted model, not a curated record. NCBI's taxonomy places the organism in Eukaryota, Metazoa, Chordata, Actinopteri, Cyprinodontiformes, Rivulidae.
GGUUACAACAGCCACUCGGAUGAAGAUGACCCAGACAGAAUACAAAUGAUCAUCCAGAGGGCCAUCGCAGAUGCACAUUGGGUUCUGGAUAAAUAUACCAAGAAGAGGUGAGCUCCAGACAGAACCAUGGGCCGUCAGGGGUAGACUGGGGCUAAAAAGUGGCCCGGGAAUUUAGUACCUGUCUGGCCCAUUCAAGGUCCGGGCUGGCAGAUGAUGGAGGCAGAUGAUGAUAAAGAUGAUGAACCAAAUUUUAAAAAUGAUUGAGUUUAAUUUUCUGUU